AUGUUCCCGAGCCGCACUCUCCUGGUGGUCGUUAUUCUCUCGCACCCGGGGUUCACCAGCGCGUUUUUUGGCUGGUUCGCGCGGAAGUCGCCACAGACUCGGCCCUCAGGAGCCGGUGCGGACCCCGGACGGGCCCCUGACCUCCGGUCUCUCCCCAGCGCGCCCUUUGAAAUGACCACAUCUGAUGACAAGUUCCUAGCCGAAGCCAAACACCUGGAGCUCUCCCCGCUGGACGGCUGCCAUCAUAAGGUGGUCAGCCAGCUCCAGGCGUCCUGUACGGAGAUGUCAGAAGAGGAGAUAGCAAAGCUGGGGGUGUCUCUGUUCAACUGCCAAGCAGAGGUGGAGGGCAGGCCCACUUACCCCUGCACCCCCGACAUGACGCUGGCAGAAUGCACGUCGUCCAUGGAUCCCGACACCUGGAACGCCUAUCACAUCGUCAGCAACCGGGCCCGCUCUGUCUGCUACGCCGCGCGCCAACUCCAUUUCAGACGCCGGACGGAGCUUACGGUCAAUACCCUGGUGUCCACCGCCAUGAACCAGCUGGAAGCCAUGAAAAUGCUGAAGGAUGGACAAGAGGAACUGAAGGAGCUGACGGCCGAGUCCCUGCAAAAAGUGGUGAGCAGCCAGAACGAGCUGCUCAACCAGCAAGAGCAGCUCCAGAACAGUCAGGAGACCAUGGAGCAGUCAAUCAACGGCAACCUGGAGAUGCUAGCGGAGGAGAAGGCGCUCAUAGCCAGCGGGCAUCACUUGGUGGCCCAGCUCAUUGAAGGCAUCACUCGGAGGAUGGAAAACGUGAGCAGUCAGCUGGUGGUACAAGACGCCGAGCUCCAGGAGGGACACAAAGCCAUCCUAGCCGACCUCUCCGAGGUCCGGACUCGAUCCCAUGACGUUUACUCCAAGAUUGAGUCGAACUUGGACCUCUUCCUGUCCUAUCAGAACCGGACCGCGCUCUACUACGACGUGCUCAUGGAGAAACUCAACAAGAUGAAUCGGAGCCUGGGCACGGUGCUGUACGCCAUGGAGCACAUGCACAGGAGCGUGGAGCAGCGUCUCGGGUACAUCCAGGGCUUCGUUGACUGGGCAGGCGGGAACAUUAACGCCAUCUACACGUGUGUCCUGCACGGGGCGUACUUCCUGCUCCUGGCGCUUCUCAUGACCUUCCUGCAGACGCCGGGUUUCUCGCGGGCCGUUCUCCUGCUCCUCAUCCUGUGCAACGCUCUGUCGGAGCUCAACCAGCACACGUCGCUGAGCUUCAGGUCCCUGACGGCUUUGCUGGUGUGCACCGUGACCGCUCACUGGAUGCUGGUGAAUUUUCUUCGCUGUGUCAAGAAGGUGAGAAGCCGAAAAUCAUGCGCCGCUCUGCCCCCGACUCACGCGGCAUCGGCCAUUGCUUCUGGGAAGGGGACAGACAAAGGCUUCCUCUGCUCCACCCCGGAGAGGCCGUGCGAGGGAGCCGUACUGAAAGAGGAGUUGGGGAGGCUGGCGGAUGACAGCUACUUACUCGAUGACUCUGUUCUGGAGGGGGACAGUUUGGUUAAAGAGGACUCGCUUGUGGCGUCCCCCGCUAACCUGGCGUGGAAGUCGCAGCGCGGAUUGAAGACCCCCAGCCAUUCCACCCCCGCUAUGAAACUUCGUCGUCUCAGUAUCAGUAAUUCUGUCAGGGGCCACGAGACCCCCUCAAAGCAGGAUAAAGUUCCGCAGCGACACUUGGGAGCCGCGUUCGAUGCGAUGUCUGAAUCGAGAAAUUACAGCCCAAAUAGUUCUGUGUCCAGCAACGUGUCCGUCUCUUCCAUGUCGCCCCGGAAUUUUUGCCAAGCCCUCACCCGAGCCGGUCAGCCGUGCCGGAACAAGGCCAGCGGAGGCCAGGAGUUCUGCCGCGUCCACGCAUCCGGUCAGACGUCCUACGCGGCGGGAGACUUCCCCAAACACUAGCGCAGG
This is a messenger RNA of Spea bombifrons (plains spadefoot toad), 1938 nucleotides long. Its product is annotated as protein brambleberry-like. The coding region runs from base 1 to 1932 and encodes 643 amino acids. The record is from RefSeq and is a predicted model, not a curated record. NCBI's taxonomy places the organism in Eukaryota, Metazoa, Chordata, Amphibia, Anura, Pelobatidae. The transcript is spliced from 12 exons.